AUGUCCGCUGCUCCGAUUGUGCCACCUACACGGGUUCUGGCCGUCGCUAGCCAUGAGGGGAAAAAAAGGUCGUCUCGGGGCAAUCACACCGGCUACAGGCACUGGACGGGCACAAAAGCCACGGCGCAGGAGAUUAGCGAUCUCUACCGUGGCCUCAAGGACAACUACAUCAACGACUUUGACAUGAUGCUGUCCGGCUACAUCCCCGGCGCCGAGGGCGUCCUCGCCGUCGGUGAGAUUGCCAAGGAGCUCAAGGCUGCCAACGAGCAGCAGCCCGGCCACUUCUUCUGGGUGCUGGACCCGGUCAUGGGCGACAACGGCAACCUCUACGUUGCCGCUGACGUCGUCCCCGCGUACAAGUCGCUUCUUGCCUACGCCGACCUGAUUAUACCCAACCAGUUCGAGGCCGAACUCCUCUCCGGGGUGAAGAUUACAGACAUGAAGAGCCUGGCCGCCGCCAUCCAUGCUUUCCACAAGAACCACCGUGUCCCCCAUGUCAUCAUCACCUCGGUCAACAUUUCCUCGCCCGACAUCCCCGCCGGACAUCUUUGCGUGGUCGGGUCCACCAUGACGUCCACCGGCCAGGCCCGACUCUUCAAGACCGUCUUUCCCAGCAUCGACUGCUAUUUCUGCGGCACAGGGGACAUGUUUGGCGCGCUCGUUACGGUGCGCAUGCGCGAGGCCGCCGCCGCCGCCGCCAGCGUCAUGGGCUGCGCUAGCUGGGUAAGUGGUGAUGCCGUCGCGGCCGUGGACCUGCCACUGGCCCGCGCGACGGAAAAGGUGCUCGCGAGCAUGCACGAGGUCCUCACCCACACCAAGGACGCCAUGCAGGGCGUGGUCGACCGCACCCUCGCCGCCAUGACGCAAGACGAGCGCCAAGGCGACAAGCAAAAAAUGCUGGCAGGGAAGAAGGCGGCGGAGCUGCAGCUCGUGCGCAACCUGGACUGUCUCCGUCUGCCGCAAAAGAGGAUUGAAGUUGUUCCAUUUUAG
Molecule: messenger RNA, 990 nt
Organism: Cordyceps militaris CM01
Lineage: Eukaryota; Fungi; Ascomycota; Sordariomycetes; Hypocreales; Cordycipitaceae
Product: pyridoxine kinase
Exons: 4
Coding region: 1-990 (329 amino acids)
Biological process (GO): pyridoxal 5'-phosphate salvage
Cellular component (GO): cytosol
Molecular function (GO): pyridoxal kinase activity
Source: RefSeq, a predicted model, not a curated record